CGAAUAUAAACAGAACACCACACGUCUGUCCUUGUGACUCCUGAGAGAGUAGCACGACAGCGAAGCCCGCGGAUCACAGGAACGCGGAGGAGCGAUGGCGGGGAGGCAAAGGGGAGGGGUGAUGAGCUUGGCUCGUGUGUAGUAGAGCUGAUUAGUAAUUAGCGUUUCGAGUGAUAAGUGUGUUCUGCUCGAGAUAGGGUUCACGGUGAAUAGGGGUCACACGGUUGGGAAGAAGAAGGCAUUGGAGGUAGCCGCGGCUGGAGGGCGCGAGCUUGUGCGCGGGGCAGGUGGUGUGGAGCCUCAGCGAUUUUGCGCGCGGUGUUGUUGGCGGUGAGCAAGGCAGUGUCGGUGCUCGAUUCAGGGGGGCGCGCGGAGGGUGUGUGCGGGGGGCCGUGGUGAGUCCGAAGGGUUGGGGGCUGUGGAGGGGGGCAAGAAGUCGGUGUGGAAGCUGUGAGCACGUGUCUGCCUGAAGAGGCAGCAGCGAGGGAGAAGGUAGGACGGGGGGAGGAGAGAAAGGUGGUGGACAGUUUUCGCGUGCGUGCGUGUUCGCCUAGACGAGGGCGCGCUGUGUACGGAGGUGUUAGGGAGUAGGAGUUUGGUGAAGGUGGUCGGUUUGUGUGCUCAGAGGGCGGCUGACGGGAACGCUCUGAGUGACGGAGGGCGGGUUUGAGGAAGGAGUAUAUACGGUUAAUCUUUAGUGUGAAUAGUCACUGAAGUGUUAAUGGAAGCGACGGCGAGCCAAUCAGCGAAAAUGGAGGAUCUGGUAAUCAAGGUGCAAUACCAGACCAAUUUAAGGCGUUUUAUUGUUCCCAGACCUCCAGCUUCCAAGUUUGCGGACGUGAAAGCGCGUAUUCGAGAGGCGCUGAGUAUCGCUGAUGGUGUGGAAUUCAGCCUGACGUACAGGGACAAGGAUGACGACUUGGUGACGAUGGCGGGAGAUGAUGAUUUGUACGAUGCGUUCACCAUUCAAAAUCUGAAUCCUCUGCGUGUUUUCGUUACGGUGGAGAGCGACAGUCGAGGUACAGGUCCCGCGCCGGGCGACACAGGGGUAUGGGGGAGUGGAUGGAGUAGAACAGCGCAAGUAACGAGGAAGUCCGCUCCUGGGACGACUGAUGGGUCGGGAUGGGGGGAUGCGCCGACGGCGGGCGCGAACGGAUGGGGGGGAGAAUCAUCGGGUGCGCGAGCGGGAGGGGCGAGCGGAUGGGGGGGGGAAUCAUCGGGUGCGCGAGCGGGAGGGGCGAGCGGAUGGGGGGGGGAAUCAUCGGGUGCGCGAGCGGGAGGGCCGAUCGGAUGGGGGGGGGAGUCGUCGGGUCCGCGAGCGGGAGGCGCGAGCGGAUGGGGCGGGGAAUCAUCGGGUCAGCGAGCGGGAGGCGCUAGCGGAUGGGCGGAACCGCCGUUUCCGCGAGUGGGAGGGAAGCCCGGUUUCAUGGGGUGGUCAAUGUGGGGAAGGGGGAGAGGGGCCGGUUGGGGAGGUGGAUGGGGGGGAGGCGGAGGAGGGGGAAACCGCGGCUGGGGAGGUUGGGGCGAUCGGCGAGGGGCAACGGGGGAGUGGGGAGCAGCGGGUGGGUCAGGAGCCGAAAGCGGAGGGUGGGGGGACGGUUGGGCGGAGGUUCAUGUCUUACCCAAGAGAGGCACGAACCAUCCUGCUUCCCCUCCGCCCGCUUCUGCGCCUACUUCUGCCCCCCCUCCGCCAGCCUCUCCUUCCCCCGCUCCCCCUGCACCUCAGCGCGCGCCUCCGGGAUCCUCCCAAGAGCGCGGGACCUCCGCCGACCCUCGCGGACCACAACCCCCCCGUCACGACUGUAAUUUGUUCGACAUCCUGCGCAAUCUGGAAGACCGUCUACGCGCCGCUGCCUCGGAGCCCAAUACCGUCCCAGGACUCGAUGCUACCGUGGCUGCAGUGAGUCAAAGUGCCAACGUGGCAAAGAUGGUUGUGCAGCAAAUAGAGCAGCUCAUGCGCGCGAAUCCCGCUCUGAGAACCAUCGGACAGGAUGCCUCGCAGGAAGCAGUGGCGCGGGCGUUCGAGUCCGUGAUGGGUGUGGUGAGCAAUUUAGCAGAGCAGCUUGGCGGUCAUCGUACGGCAGCAGAUUGCGGAGUCGGGGAUGACGAUGUGAGAGCGGGUCGUGGUCCCGCUGGGGAUGGUGGCAAUGUCCAUAGCUGUCCUGCACAGAGGAACUCGACGGGGAGGGGUGCUGGGAAUGGUGAUGCGGAAGCUGCCGCCGCUGGUCCUGCAGCUAAUCAAUCGCCAUCAGGGCAAGGUCAGGCCUCGUCAGCGGAUGCCCGGCAGCAGCGGGAGCAGCAGCAGAAGAGUGGACUCUCUUCGGCGAACGACAGCGGCAGCAGUGAUUCGUCGAAUGACUGUGGUAUCCAGCUCCAUCCUGGAAUUUACUGCGACGGGUGUGGAGUCGGACCAAUCGUGGGGCCGAGAUUCAAAUCGCUUCUGAGGGACGAUUAUGAUCUCUGUCGCAAGUGUAAGGAAGAGGGAGUUGGACGUGAGGAGAGCGAUGCCGACUACAUGCGGAUUGACCGUCCUGUGCGUGCUGCCAUGCAUGUACGUCCUUCUGGCCGUUGCGGCCCCUGGGGAUGGCGUCUUGGUACUGUCGUGGGAGAUGGGGACCUUGAGAGGCAGGGUCGAAUGGGUGGGCGAUAUGGACGUAGCUGGAAUGCAUCUGGUGGCUGCCACGGGCCCACUGGCGGCCCUGCUGUAGGCAGCGUUUCAUUCGGGGGAAGGCCAUGGCACACUUUCCGAGUGGGACCAUGCCAUGGAGGUCCGUCCCCGGGCAGUGCCAAAGAGUACGAUGCGCGGUUUGUUCGCGAUGUUACCAUCAGCGACGGGAUGGAGAUCAUUCCGAACACCACCUUCAUGAAGAUCUGGUGUAUGAGGAACAGCGGUUUGUCGCCAUGGCCACCUUUCAGUCAGUUGGUGUUCGUUGGUGGAGACAAGCUGGGAGUACUGGACACGGUUCUCCUUGAGCUGCCUGAGAAUGGUUUGCCUCCUGGAGAAGAAGUCGACGUGGCUGUUGAGUGUGCGUCACCCGAGCAACCUGGGCGGUAUGUCUCAAACUGGAGGCUGGCCUUACCCAGCGGACAGAAGUUCGGUCAUCGACUUUGGAUUCAGGUUCAGGUGGUUGACAGGGCGACAGACGAGGGAGGGGAGGUGAAGGUGGAAGGGAUGCCGUCUGCACCCAUGGUAGAGGAAUUGGAGUUCCAUGCGGACGGAACUGAUAAGGCUGAGGAUAUGGAGAGAGCACUGACUGGGGGUGAUUUCUCUGAGCAAGAGGUAAGAAGUAGCAUGACUGCACCAACGACUGCAGAGGCACCUGGUCAGGGAAAGCAGGAGCAGCGACCUCACGUGGAGGCGGACUCUGUCACAAUGAAGGUUACUGGACAUGGGUCUGGUGUGUCUGUGCAGGAGUCGGUGGCAGGUGGCAGCAGCCCCCCUUUGGCUGCGGCGGUGGAGAAAUUGGCUUACCUAUCCCUUGCGUCGGAGGGGUCGGUUGGUGAUGAGGGUGGUGAGAUGGCGGCAGGUGGCAGCAGCCCCCCUUUGAGUGUGGCGGUGGAGAAAAUGACCUAUCUAUCCCUUGCACCGGGGGGGUCCGUUGGUGGUGAGGGGGGUGAGAUGUUAAAUGCAGAAGACGAUGAUGAUGGUGCAGUGGAUUUUGGAGAGAUGGUGCAUCUGAGCGACGAGCAGCACCCGGAGGGAGAGCAGCCCUUCUUGACAGCUGAUGUUUCUGUCUCGGAAGUGUCUGUAGACGAUGACUUGUCAAUGUCAGGCGGAGAGGAUGAAGGGUUGGUGCAGAAGGUUAAGGAGGAGGACCAAAUGCCCACGGGUUUCACUAGUGCGUCGAGCUCGUCCGGGUAUCCGGAUGAUUAUGUGGAGGGGCAGCUCGGUGGAGAAGGGUUCUCCAUUGUGGAGAAACCUCUCUCUGUGGAAAUCGAGGAAGUGGAAGGUGAUGACAUCAUCAUUUCUCCUGUUCAGGUCGUCGCCCGCGAAAUCGUGAAAGUGAAAGAGGUGGAGGAGGAGAUUGUGGCAGUGGACGAAUACGAACCGAAAAGCGCCAAUGAUAAGGUGGCAGGGCAUGGAGGAGGUGGUGGUAAACCUGAGGAUGCGGUGCGUCCUCCUCCUAAGCCAGAUACUAACUCUGCUGCCGCAGCUGCUCCUGUUGCUGCCCCGGUUGUGACUGAAGCUGAUGGCUUCAAGUUGUCUUUGCGCCAGGAGCUUGUGUCCAUGGGAUUCCAGAAUCUGGCUCUGAACGACGAACUGCUGAAGCAGUACCAGUAUGAUCUGGCGCGGACUGUGGAGGACCUGGUAUCGCUUUCGAGUUGGGAAGACAAGUUGGAGGAUUUGCAGAGCAUGGGUUUUGAAGAUGUCAAUCUCAAUCGGCGGCUCAUGUUGAAACACAAGGGGAGUGUCCCCAACGCGGUGAAGGAACUUGUGCAGAUUGCCAAGACCGGGUCUGGACCUAACGCUGCCCCGAAAAUGUACUGAGUACAUGACCCUGCGCCCACCGCCUACAUGAUCGUUUGACACGCUGUUUUGCAGGCCACGAGUAUAUAUAAGAUGGAUCAGAAGUUGUCGUAGAGUGUGUUCGUGGCUUGUGGGUCGGGAAGGGUGUCGGAGUCGCAGAAGAACUGAUCGUUUUCAGCUUUUGAUGUGGGGUGAGGAUAUGUGGCAGGGUUGUGUCUCAUGAAGUUUAAUAUUGCCGCUGCUUUGCAUGGAAGAUAUUAAAGACAAAGACCAGAACAAUUGAAGAGGUUGAAGGACAGAUAGGUUGAUGGUGUGGGUUAGACACAGCUUGGAAGAACGAGAGUAGUCACAAAGGUGACAUAGCGAAGUAGCGUGCUUCAUAUCUGGUGCUGUUGACUUCCGUAGCGGCCACAAUGAUCCUUGUAGGGUGCGACGUGAAAAAAAAAUAUCCUGAUGUAGUUCGCGACAUUGGCUUUGCAACUCGAGCGGUUACCGCUGCUUGGUUCUGCUGUGAGUUUGUGGCCGAUAGUCGUCUCUGACUGAAGGGCGCCGGUUGUCCUUGUUCGAUGACGUAGUUGUUGCCCAGGCCAUGUGGCUGUUCUGAGGUGUGUGCGCGAUGCUUGGCAGGCAUGCAUGCAAGGUUGUAUGUGUUCUAUGCGAAGGGAGGGAGGUUUACGUACACGUCUGGUGCAUCUUCUGAUGAGGACUCGGGUGAUUGGGGCUGGGGGCAUUGAGAGGCGUUAUUAUUGUGUGCCAGGGGCAGGAGGAGGUCACUCUCUCUCUCUCUCUCUCUCUCUCUCUCUCUCUCUCUCUCUCUCUCUCUCUCUCUUUCUCUCUCUCUCGUGUGCACACGUGUGCGGGAUGGAGAGCUCCAGUCUGCUUCCUAUUUUGUUUUCCUGCUGUUACAGCCUGUUUGUCUCUCUCUCUCUCUCUCUGUUUAGCUCAUUUUGGGCAGAUCGGUGCAGAUUUUCCCUGCUCGGGCCAGACUUUCGUUAUGGGAGAGGCCUUCGUGUCUCUGUUGUUCUGGAGGUAUCUGCCCAAGGGUGGAUGGUUUGGUUUGAAGGCUUCCUCUGCAUUGCUUGGUCAGUGAGGAUUGGCCGAGUAGCAGGCAGUGUUUGUUAGUCUGGUUAGAGUGGAGGCUUGUGGUGCUGUGGAGUUGGGCUAGAAAGAAUUGCGAGCAAUGUUCUCUGGUCUCUGUCCUUUGGGAAGUCAGGGGUUAGGUUUCCUGAAAGCAAUUUGUGGAAGCCGUUUCGACUAUUGUACUGUAGUAGAGUCGGAAGGCUGGUGGUCCCCACCGGUGGGUGGGUGGGGCAUCCAGUCCUCGGCGAUGAUCGUGCCUGUGCUGGUUUACACAAGGAUUAUGUGGGUCACGGAUGAGCAAUAGAUCAGUUUGUUUUUAACUCUGGUACGAGGAGGAUAUGAGGUUGUGCAGAAUGGAAUCUCUGGCACAUGGCCCAGAGGUUACGUAUAUGCCGAUGGUUGUAGUACCUUGUUGUGGGAUCGAAUCGCUCUGGCAGCCUUUGGGGGGGGAAAAAAAUAAAAAUAGAGGUUGCAAUGUGUUGCAUUAGUUUGUUAAAGAUCGUCGUUUGUCUGUAAGUGUUAUUGACAGUCCUGCAGUGUGUUGUGAUGCGGUCUCUCUCAUCAGUGCAUUUUGUGACUUUUAGCGAGUUGGGCAUAAUCAGUGGCGCUAGGGGGGAAGAAGAAGAGAGAUCGUCAGUGGUGCCACCAGGUCAUGCUUGAACGACCAGCAGUCUAGAGGAGCAACAAGAAGGUCACUAGUGGUGAAGUGCAGAAAGGAGAUCCAGAGAGGUGAAGUUGGCGGUUGUGUCAAUCUCAUUCGUCCAUUGUUGUGAGUAUAUACUUAGGUCGGGAGUGUAAUUGCGACCAGAUGCGUCCAGUUCUGGCUAUAUAUGCUGUUAUAUGCAUUCAAGAUUUAGCGCUAAGAGUAGAGUACGUCCUCCGUUUCCUCCAUGGUCAGAAUGAAGAGGUCUAUUCCUAUAGGCACGGAAGCUCUGACCAGUGGAGGUAGAAUUCUGGACACAAGGACAAGGAUGCUGAAUUGGGAGAACUGUGCUAAUUCUGGACACAAGGACAAGGAUGCUGAAUUGUGAGAUCUGUGCUGCUGCUGAAUGACCCCCUACACCCCACCCCAGCCCGCCCACCCCCUUUGAUGCGGAGGUAAAGAGUUCUCAACACAAGGACACGUUGAAUUGCAAGAUCUGUGCUGCUGCUGGCAUGAAUUGCGAGAUC
Messenger RNA from Chara braunii, 6718 nucleotides. Lineage: Eukaryota; Viridiplantae; Streptophyta; Charophyceae; Charales; Characeae. The record is from the annotation of a GenBank genome assembly.